This is a messenger RNA of Adineta ricciae, 2145 nucleotides long. Lineage: Eukaryota; Metazoa; Rotifera; Eurotatoria; Adinetida; Adinetidae. The record is from the annotation of a GenBank genome assembly.
AUGAGCUCGAUAAGUCCUAAUAAAUCAGCGUCACCCGCUCGACAAUGUGACCAUACUACAGACAGUCGUAGUCACACUCUACAUCUUCCUGACAUCCAUCCAUUCCACAAUAAACAUUAUGAGAAACUUGCUGAUGACACACCAGCUCCAGAACACCACAUGACCAUCUCUGAAGUUUCACCCCAUAUCAAUACAGUUCAUUCAGCACCAUCCAUGUGUUCAUCUGGUCUCCAUCGGCAACGUUCAUUUGAUUCGGAUACAUUUGACAGACAACUAUCUGUACUCGAUCCAAUGUCGGAUCGAGUUAGUACUAUACUUGUAUGGCAAAAUUUAACUGUGCAAAUUCGAGAAGAUAAAAGAAAAGAAGCUUUUCAACGCGUGAAAUCAUACAAAACUUUCGUUCCGAAGAGAAAAUGCUUAUUAAAUAAUAUCAGUGGAGCAAUCACAGGCGGCUUAUGGGCAGUGAUGGGUCCGUCUGGUUCUGGCAAGUCUACUCUUUUGAAUACAUUGGCUUGUCGUUUGGACGUCAACACUGUCGUUGAAGGUGAAAUGCGUCUCAAUGGUGCACCCUAUGAUAAUGCUGAAUUGAAAUGCAUUGCUGGCUAUGUUAUGCAAGAUGAUCUCUUGAAUGGAUAUUUAACUGUUGAAGAGACUUUGAUGUAUACAGCUAAACUACGUUUACCAAGAACAUUUACGGAUAAACAAAGAAAAGAACGUGUAGAAGAUGUUAUGGCUGACCUAGGUUUAUCACAUGUUCAUGACGUUAUUGUUGGUACACCAUUGAGAAAAGGUGUCUCAGGUGGUGAACGUAAACGCUUAUGCGUUGGCAUGCAAUUGUUAAGUCGCCCACAGCUACUCUUUCUUGAUGAACCAACAUCAGGCCUAGAUUCGGUAACUGCGCUUGAACUUCUACGAACACUUCAUGCACUGGCACAUGGUAAAUCUCAAGACAAGGCUGUCACAAUCGUUUGUUCAAUUCAUCAACCGCAAUCGAAAAUCUUCAAUCUAUUCGAUUCAUUAAUUUUACUCAAAGCUGGAAGUAUCAUUUAUCAAGGUCCAAGAAAGCAUGUGAUGGAUGUCUAUCGUAUAUCUGGUUAUCCAUGUCCAUUGUAUACAAAUCCUGCCGAUCAUCUACUAGAUGUGAUCACACCACCAAAAAGUAAUGCACUCGCUGGUGGACAAACAAUAUCUCUUCAACAACAGGCUGCAACCGACGCUGCAUUAAUAGCCACUCAGCCACCCAUCGAUAUUGAUCUAAACAUGGGUGUUGACAAACGUUUGGAACAAAUGGGUAGUUUACCAUUGAAACCGACUUGGUUGAAACAAGUGCAAAUACUUCUCCAACGAAAUUUCCAGGAACAAAUUCGUCAAUCAAAAAUCAUCGUCAUCUCACUUAUUCAAACCAUUAUUAUGGCUAUUUUAAUCGGAACUGCCUUUCUUCGUAUUGGUCAAUCACAGUCGAGUAUUGUCCGUCGUGAACCUGUAAUUUUCUUUUGUGCUGUCAAUCAAGGUGUAUUCGGUGCAUUAAUGGUUAUCAACUCGUUUCCUGUGGAACGCGCAUUGACCCUACGUGAACGUGCCUCUGGAACGUAUUUUGCGAGUGCUUAUUUCACAGCGAAAAUUAUCGCAGAUACUCUCGUUCAAAUACCAGUUCCAAUCAUAUUCUCAUGCAUCGUCUAUUUUCUGAUUGGCUUGGAUGCGACAGUUGAAAAGUUUUGCAUCUUUACUCUCUUGAUGUUACUAUGUUCAAUUGCUGCAACAUCGUUAGCUUUGAUGGUUUCUGCCAUUUGUAAAACAACCGAUAUGAGCGUCACUGUGCUUCCAAUGGCUUUGGAAGUUACACGUUUAUUCGGUGGCUUCUUCUUAGCACCAUCACGUUUACCGAAAUAUUUUGCGUGGCUCGAUGCUCUGUCAUAUGUUAAGUACACCUAUGUUGGUGCAAGUUUAAAUGAACUACGCGGAUUGAAAUUGACAUGUACAGAAGCUGAUCGAGCCAGAUAUUCAUGUAUCGAAAAUGGUGAAUACUUCAUCCGAGAACUUGGACUCGAUUAUAUAAGUGUCGGCGGUUGUAUGGGAAUAUUAAUUGGAUACAUUUUCGUCUGUCGUCUUAUUGCGUUUCUCGGCGUUCGAUUUCUUAAACAUUAA